Molecule: messenger RNA, 2563 nt
Organism: Onychostoma macrolepis
Lineage: Eukaryota; Metazoa; Chordata; Actinopteri; Cypriniformes; Cyprinidae
Product: AP-1 complex subunit sigma-2
Exons: 6
Coding region: 161-634 (157 amino acids)
Biological process (GO): vesicle-mediated transport; intracellular protein transport
Cellular component (GO): membrane coat; intracellular membrane-bounded organelle; AP-1 adaptor complex
Molecular function (GO): clathrin-cargo adaptor activity
Source: RefSeq, a predicted model, not a curated record
CUCCCCGGGCGAACCCUCCGUCCAAUGAGUGAAGAUUUCUCAGCUGACGCUGUUUAGCACCUAUUGUACACAAGACUGGAGCUGAGACAGACGCGAAUCACUGUGAAUCCAGAACUCAUGUGAAUUCAUCUCUCAUUUACAAACUGACCUCUUCAUAAAGAUGCAGUUCAUGCUGUUGUUCAGCAGACAGGGGAAGCUCCGUCUGCAGAAAUGGUACGUUCCUCUGUCCGAUAAGGAGAAGAAGAAGAUCACGCGGGAGCUGGUGCAGACCGUUCUGGCCCGCAAACCCAAGAUGUGCAGCUUCCUGGAGUGGAGGGACCUGAAAAUCGUGUAUAAAAGAUACGCAAGUCUGUAUUUCUGCUGUGCCAUUGAGGACCAGGAUAAUGAACUGAUCACACUGGAGAUCAUCCACCGCUACGUCGAGCUGCUCGACAAAUACUUCGGCAGCGUCUGUGAGCUGGAUAUCAUCUUUAACUUCGAGAAGGCGUAUUUCAUCCUGGACGAGUUCCUGCUGGGAGGCGAGGCUCAGGAGACGUCGAAGAAAAACGUCCUGAAAGCCAUCGAGCAGGCAGAUCUGCUGCAGGAGAGCCAGACUGAAGACUGGGGAGGUUUGGCCAAUGAGGAGAUCUUAUAAGGGAGUGGAGUCCCACCCACCCUGUCAGCCUAUUGGUGUUUUGAGUCCGAACAUGUCGGCCGAGUCCUCUGGACUCUUCCAGAAUUAAACCGGUUCAGAUCGACGCGCUUCAGGUCUGGGUUUCCUUCCAUGUGUAGAAUGGUUUUCCUGUUGUUAGUGCAGAAACACCACUAGAUGGUCCGUUUAAUGUAGCUGUUAUGAGUGUUUGUGUGACGGGUUUGUGAUUCUGCCCUGUCUCGUGUUUUUGUGUGUCAUUGUGGUCCUCCUGCUCUGAGUUUAUGGUUAUAUUGUUGUUCCCCAUCCUGUGUGUUAAUGUAGAGAGAUAUGGUUUUGCUUCAGGACCGACACAGUACUAAAAUCACCAUUAAAAACUCACUUAUAAACAUCUGAACUUUGUUUAUUUGGUCAGAAAUAUAUUAAAAAAAAAGUGAAAUAUUUUUAUGGUUUAAAAUAACUAUAUUCUCUUGUAAUAUAUUGUAAAAUGUAAUUUAUUUCUGUGAUUUCAAUCUGAAUUUUCAGCAUCAUUACUCCAGUCUUCAGUGUCACAUGAUCUUCAGAAAUCAUAAUAAUAUGCUGAUUUGCAGCUCAAUAGACAUUUCUGAUUAUUAGCAAUGCUGAAAACAGUUGUGCUGCACAAUAUUUUGUGGAACUGAUAUACAUUUUAUUUUUCAGGAUUCUUUGCUAAAUAAAAAGUUCAAAAGAGCAGCAUUUAUUUUAUAUAGAAAUCUUUUGUAAUAUUAUAAAUGUCUUUACUGUCACUUUUGAUUUAUAAUAAAAAUAAAAUCAUACUGACCCCAAACAUUUCAACGUUAGUGAUCAUAUUUAGUAAAAAUAUUUAUAUAUUUGUCAUAAAUAUUAAUUGUAUAAUUUUUAAUAUGAAAUAAUUUUCUCUCUAUAUGUAGUUGUGCUCAUUAAUAUUUGAGGUAUUGCAUUGAAAAUCAAUUUAAUGCAUAUUUGAUGCAUAACAUUAUUUUCUUUCAAAUUGAAGUUUUGAAUUGUAGUUUUUAUUGCAAUCAGAAUUUGAGAUUAAUUACAGUACUUUCACUACAACAUACCUCUUGUAAUUUAUUUUAAUCUUAUGACAGGCUAAUUAAAGCGGUGGUUGAUCGCGAUUUUACUUUUAAUUUAAUUAAUUCAACUUUAGUGUGUAAUGUUGCUGUUUGAGCAUAAACAAUAUCUGUAAUGUUACGACACUGACUGUUCAAUGGAAACGGAGAUGUUGUCUUUUAAAGAAAAGUCUGUUUAUGGCUGGUAGGGACUACAAUGAGCUUGUUCCCGGGUUGGUGACAUCACAAACCCUGCAAUUUACAUAAACCCCGCCCCCGGGAACAUGCAACAAAGGGGGCGGGGCCAUGUUGCGUGGCUUUCAACAGGAAGUCAAUCAGCCGUUCAAAUUACAGUGGCGACAUUAGUGUAGACUAAAGGUAAAAUACAUAUGAAAAAAAAACAAGCAUGAAGACAUGUGACACUGCACCCCAUAAACACAAUCAAACCUAGAAAAAAAGCAGUCAACCACCCCUUUAAAAUACAACAAUCCCAUUAUAGAAAGUCUGACCAACUUGUGUAUUAAGUGCAUUUACAUGUGCAAUAAAAUGCUAUUAAUAUCACAUCCAUCAGUAUUGAUGUAAAAUGAAAAAUAAACAUGCUCAUAUUUAAUAAAAUGACUGAUGCACCAUGAAAACGUGGUAAUGCUUAAAAACCUAAGUGUCAGUUAGUCCUAACCCGUUUUUAUCAGUAAUCGCUGUGAGGUUGUGCAUGUAAACGCACGUCACGGCUGCUGUGUGUUGAGUUUAUGUGGCCUGUCGAUGGUUUGUUGAAGCACUUGUGUUGUUUUGCUCGUCGUCUGUUGUCCUGCACGCGUCUGUCCUUUUGCAUCUCACAGUUGUGUGUUUGCCUGCACCAUUAUCAGUGUGUGUUUGUGUGUUUCUC